AUGGAUAGCAGCAAAAAAGUCAAAAGUAAACAACUUCCUUUAGAAAGGCCAAAAAAAAGAAAAAAAAAUUCUCAAGAGUUUCAGGAACCGCAAGAAAUUAUGUCGGGAAAUCAAGGUCAAGUAAUAGAAGAAGGAAAACAGGAACAUGUUAAAAGCCUUCUACUUGAAAAAAUAAAAAGCAAAAAUGUAGAGGCAGUCAAAUCUUUACUAGAAAAUAAUAAAGAAGUGGUAGCGGAGAUUAUUAAUCAAAAAGUGGAAGGAAGGAUCACUUUUCUUCUUCUGACUGUUGGUUUUAAUGAUAUAGAGACUGCCAAAUUACUUCUUGAAGAUGGUGCUGAGCCUGAAUUAGUGGAUAAGUCAGGGAAAAACUGUUUUCAUUAUGCUGCUAAACGAGGUAAUUUAGAAAUGCUUAAAUUGUUGGCAAGUUACACUAAAAAAAGUCUAGUAGAGGUCAUAAACGCUCACGACGAUUUUGGAUUAUCAGUUCUGCACGAUGCUGCUACAGGAAUAGUAGAUAGUAAUAUUGUUAAGGAAUUUGAAAGAAAGCGAAAAGAGUUAGAAGAGAUGAAAAAUAAUGAGAAAAUUUUUUUUCAGGAAAUAAUUGAAGGCAAAAAAGAAACGAUUGAUAAGUUAAAUGAGAGUACUAAGAAGAAGCUGAAGGAUUUUUUAGAGUUAAAAAAACAACUAAAAUUGGCUAAAGAGAGUUUAAUUAAGGAAAUAGGAGUAGAAAAAAUAGUAGAGGAAGCAGAGACAAAAGGAGGAAUGACGGUAGAGAAAAAGAUAGGAUUUUUACUUGAAGAACUAAUAAGAAAAGAAAAUUAUGAGUGGGCAAGCAUUCCCCCACAAAGGAUUGUUGUUAAAAAGAAAGAGGAUUAUAGGUAUAAUUAUGAAGAAAUCCUUGAUGCUUUGGCUAGAUUAUUUACAUUAGAUGAAGUCUGCACUGCUGUUUAUAUGAGUAAAAACGGAAGUCAACUCUUCAUUGCUAGUAAUGAAAAAAAAACAGUUCAUGCUCAUAGAUGCAUGCAAUGUUUAAGCAAUUAUUCUAAGAAUCCAACAGACAAAAAUUAUUUUGCUUUGUUAGAAAAUACUUUGAAAAAUAUUUGUAAGUUGAUUGUUCAACAUGAAGACGAGCAGACUCUCUAUUUCAAUCGCACUCUGCCAAGUGACUGA
This is a messenger RNA of Ambispora gerdemannii, 1170 nucleotides long. The record is from the annotation of a GenBank genome assembly. Lineage: Eukaryota; Fungi; Glomeromycota; Glomeromycetes; Archaeosporales; Ambisporaceae.